Messenger RNA from Pocillopora damicornis (cauliflower coral), 1315 nucleotides. RefSeq names its product manganese-dependent ADP-ribose/CDP-alcohol diphosphatase. Gene Ontology annotation, molecular function: manganese ion binding; ADP-ribose diphosphatase activity; CDP-glycerol diphosphatase activity. Lineage: Eukaryota; Metazoa; Cnidaria; Anthozoa; Scleractinia; Pocilloporidae. The record is from RefSeq and is a predicted model, not a curated record.
AUGCAACCGUUGAAAAAAUUAUGGUAGAGAUGCAGAAAAAUUUCGCUAUGAUGAGGUGCGAGGGCAGUAGGGAAAGCGAUGUCUUGUUUUCAUUUGGUUUGAUCACAGACAUCCAGUACGCAGACAUUUGCGAUCGACAGAACUACCAGAAAACAAAAUGGCGACGAUACCGAAACGCUCUUACUUGCCUUCGAAGAGCUGUUUCUCAUUGGAAAGAUGCAAAGAGUUCUCCAGCCUUCAUAGUGCAACUGGGAGAUAUCAUUGACGGCUUUAAUGCAAAUUCAAUCGACGCUAAUGACAGCGGAAGAAACCUCUCUAAAGAAGCUCUCGAAGCCGUGAUGAUCGAGUUCUCCAAACUUCCGGAUGGUGUACCCGUUUUUCACAACAUGGGAAAUCAUGAGCUCUACAAUUUCUCUCGCCAAGAACUUGAACGAUCUGUUCUUCAUCCUUCAAACAACCGUCACACCGCAGCAUUUCUAAACAGCGAUGAAAGAGCUUCAUUUGUGAGGCUGGAAACGAAACCAUUUUAUUUCUCGUUUACACCUCAUCCAAAAUUUUGUUUCGUUUACCUGGAUAGUUACGACAUAAGCCUUCUUGGCGUUGACGAAAGCAGCUGCCAGUAUAAAGAAGCUCGUGAAAUAAUACAAAGACAUAAUAAAAAUGAUGAUCUGGACAGUCCUAUUGGUCUCUAUGGCUUAGAGCGACGGUUUGUGAGGUUUAAUGGUGCGAUCAGCACAGAACAACUGUCGUGGCUCGAAGCUACUCUGAAAACUGCCGAAGAACAUGGCCAAAAGGCUGUGGUAUUCAGCCAUGUCCCUAUUUACCCUGGAUUCACAGACACCAUGACAUUAUUGUGGAACUACCAAGAUGUUCUGGAAGUGUUAUGGCAAUUUCCUUGUGUGGUUGCAUGUUUUCAUGGCCACACACAUCAAUACAGUUAUGCAGUUGAUGAAAAGGGUAUUCACCAUUAUAUUUUUGAUGCUAUUGUGGAAGCUCCUUUAGAUUCCAAUGCAUUUGCAACCCUCCAUGUCAAAGAUGAUUCCAUUGACAUUGAGGGCUUUGGAAUUAUAGAAGAUCAGGUGUUGAAAUUUUCUCACUAGAUCGCACAGAGUAGCAGGUGAGGCAAUCAUUAGAAAAGGCGUAAAUUUUAUGUUUCUGCGUGCAGAGAGAUGAUAGCAUGACUGUGUCUUGUGAUCUGUAAUGAACAAAAUUGAGCACCUUGGCUCUACUGGGGCUUUUUUCAUCUACUAUUCAUUUAUGUAGUAAAACAUAUAGGUGAAUGGUAUAAAGGAGAAGGAAGCAUGCUCAGGACAGU